Messenger RNA from Acaromyces ingoldii, 6980 nucleotides. RefSeq lists its product as hypothetical. Lineage: Eukaryota; Fungi; Basidiomycota; Exobasidiomycetes; Exobasidiales; Cryptobasidiaceae. The record is from RefSeq and is a predicted model, not a curated record. The transcript is spliced from 2 exons. Bases 451 to 6855 code for a protein of 2134 amino acids.
CCCUCUCAUCUUCAUUGCUGUCAUCGUCAGGACCUUACACAACACAGGCUAGCGCUCCGAAAGGCAUCCCCGCUCGCAAAGCUUUGCGAAACACUGCGCACGCAACGACACAACUACAAGCUCGAUUCCUCGCUGCUUUCCGUUGGGCUUGCGACGUCUCGCGGUGACGCCCUUUCUCAACUGGCGGGUCCGCGAAGAGGAGAAAAAGAAGGGAACCGACUUUCAAGCUAUUUCCGUCGCCAAGAGCUGGCACUUAUUUGCUCUCUUUCCUUUCUUCUUUGACAAAGUCCGCAGCGAUCCGCCUCUUCGAGAGAAGGGGGGAAUGCAGGAAUAGAGUCAUCUCUCACGACUUCGUCGGUCUCAGGCGAUCUCGUGAAGGGCGGAGGGAACUCCACGACAAACGAACGUACAACUACCCCCGCUGCAUCCACGCAAAGGUCAAGGCCGACGAUGCUCUCCAACAAUCCUUUGAAUCCCUUUAGGCGAAGGCAGAACCAGCCGUCGUCGCGAGGCAAGCAGAAUGGAGGCAUCACCAUUGCCGUGGCCGAUCCAAACGCGAGCCAGCGUGGCCAGGCUGGUGCAAGCGAGUAUCAGCGACGCCCAUCCAAGGCACCCCAGCUCGAUACAGCCAAUGCACUCCCGCCAGAAUCCGACUAUCGCACCUCGCUCAUCAUGCCCCACCUCACGCGCAGAUUCACCCUGCUCCGGGCCCCCGACGGAACGAUGGUGACGCCGGACGCCAUGCGCGCUCACCUGCGAGCCCAAAGGGCCAGGGCGAGAGCCGCUGGGGUACCGGGCAACCAAAACUUUCUCACAGAAGAAGAGGAAAACGAGAUCAUCGAUCAGCUGCGUAGACAGACUCGGCUCGAAAUGGACCAGGAUGAUGCACUGAGCGCGACUGCCAGCGAGUCUCAAUGGACCCGGUCAGGCUACGGAAGUGGAACCGACGGCUUCGGCGGCACCGGCGACUUUGGAGGCACCGACGGCUUCGGCGGUUGGGGAAGCCCUCGCUACGAAUCGUCUGUGCCCGGCAAGGUCGAUUCGUCGCUGGCAGAGACGUUGGGAAACUUGGGAAAAAGCGAAGAAGGAAACCUUUUCAGUGGAAGAUCCUCAAGGCGAGAUCAAGAAUACAUUGCCGGCGUCCACAAGGCGCGAGCGGCAAAGUCUCGCAACGCUCCCACCGCCGAAACUGGAAACUCUGAGACUAUGAGCGACUCAACGCAGCAGGGGGAGAGUCAAGAGCAGGAGGCAGUCGCUGGUCUGGGCAGCAGCAGCGGAAGCGAAGAAGCCAUGCCUGGUGAUUUCAUCUCGGCCUCGAGGAGAGGAUCAAGGCAGCCUUUAGACGAAAGAGCUACACCGCCUCGUCAGGAGCUCGCUCCUUCUCCUCAGCCCCAGCCUCGACUGCGUUCGCCCAAUCUGCUCGCUGCUCCUCAGAACGAGGGUGUUCGUGAAUCUCAGCUUCUCACAAACCUGAGUCCAGACGAUUUCCGCAGGGUCAGCACUGCCUUGGCAGAGGUGUAUGGCAUGGUAGCGGGUCGUGUUGACGAAGAGGUCUCGAGCGAAGAGGCAGAGGAAGAAGACGAAGAUGGAGUCGGCGAAGAGGAAGCGGAAGAGGAAGAGGACGAAGGCGAUACAGAAGACAGCACCAAUGGUCGGGCUCGUGUGCCAGCUGAUAAGGGAGGACAAACAGUUGAGGUGCUCAACAGUAAAGCCUCCCCGAGACAAGGACGAAGCGCCGGUCAUCGUCACAGCCUCAGCAGGGAAACUGCCAGCACGCGUCGGUCCGUCGACAGCGAUGAAAGAUCAUUCAUCUCUGCCCACUCCGAAAUGACGCCACUCAACUCAAACGGUCUCAUGGAUCUCGCGGAAGACGAACCUGGGGCUGCGAUCGGUAUUGGAGCUGCUGCCAUGGCUCAGGCUGACAGUAGCCAGACCAUCCAGGCCCUCUCAACACCUCGGCCUGCGUCUCCAUCCGACGCUCAGCUUGCCUACUUACGUUCGGACAGCGCCGCGCCUGCAACUUCGUCCGAUGGACGAGUCCGUGCAUCACCCAGUGCCGUCGUCGUCAGGCCUGAUGGGUCACGAGAUGCGGCUGGUGACUUGUCGAUGGAUCAGUCGAUGGACCAGUCGAUGACUACCGUUAGUUGCACUCGGUCUCCAAGCCUCACCAGCUCGAGGUCCAGCAUGAACUAUGUUGGCGGUUCUUCGCCGAGGCGUGAGAGCAACCAAGGUGUGGCUUCCAUCGACCCCGCAAACGGUCGGAUCAAGCUUGGACCCACGAGUCCAAACGCCAAGACGUUUGCGCUUCCGGGAUCGCCCUCAUCUCCCUCAGCCCAGCAUCAGCUAAGGGCACAGCAAUCAUUAAGCAGCAUCGGCGAGACACCUUCCCGAUCGCAGCUACGGCACGGAGGAGACGAGGUUGCUGGCCUUGGCAUUGCUGGCGGUGCUUCUGUCGCGGCUGCCAGUGCCUUGAGUGCUGCCUCCACGCCUCCUCCCGCCAAUGGGGCCCGAGCCAGACCGCCGCUCGGGCCUUCCGCUUCAGGAACCUCUGUGCUCUCGGCCGACGCCAUCGCCGCACGGUCCCAGCACUAUUUUCCCCAGGCCUCAAACAACACCUCAAUGCAGUCUGCGUACGCGGCCGGAUUCCGACCAGCCAACAUGGGCGUCAACACGAACGGCGCCGCCGCGACGAAGCCCACCGGUGCCAUUGAGUCGGUAGCCUCAACCAUGACCGCGUCCUCGCCGACGACGGAGCAGAACGACACGCCGGCAACCAGCCAAGUGGGAAGUGUAUACGCUCCCAAGCGAAGCAAUUCAAUCACUUCGCCGACAAGCGAGAAUGGCUUGUAUCCCGUACCUCCCCAGGAUCCCCUCAAGGCCGCACAGUGGCGCGAGAGGUACGGCGACAGGGUGGCCGACGCCGCCAGCGUUCGUAGCGGUCUCAGUGACCUUGCCGCUUCGGAAGACGAGCGGCAGGACGAGGACGACAUUUGGGCAAAGGUGGCGCGUGAUGCGAGAGAUGCAAACAAAGGUUCCCGAGGAGCGUCGAGCGCUCAGCAACCGGAAGAGGAGGGUCAAGUCGCGGCGGCGAGCAGCCUUGCCGGUGCAGGUAUCACCAUGGACCAGCUCGCCGAGAUUCAGAACAACUUGGUGAGAUCGGCAAGCCAAAAGACACUACCGCCCGUCCCGCAAGGUUCAAAUCGUGAAUCCUCUGUCGACCAAACCCCUCCUCCCCUCCCAACGUCACCUCCAAUGCCGCCAAUGGCUCAUCAGCGGGAGCUCUCGUACGACAAUGCUCCUGGAAGGUCUCCUUGGUCUGCCAAUCGGCCCAUGUCACCUGCAGGCACGCCCCAGACUAAACUUGAAAAGGCGCGAGAGCGCGCAAGAAUGGUGGCGGAGAGACAGGCAUCGGGCGAUUACCACCUCAGUCCUCGUACUUCCGUGGACGCUUUCAGGGGCAAUGCUUCCGAGGGCAGUCCUUUCAAUCACGCUGCUCCGUCUUCCAGUCCGUCUUUGGCUUCGGUUACUGGCAACGGCGCCAAUGGCAAAAUCCCAACUACGGGUGGGGCUAGUGCCAGUCUUGCUCCCUCAAGCUCCCAGCGAUCGUUCCGGUCACAGGUCAUGUACGAUGUCACGUCGAGCCAUCGCCCUACGUCACCACCUCCUCGAGCGAAGACCUCGGUUACAAACCUGCCGUCGCUCCAAGACUUGUCGUUGGGCCAUCUAGCUGCAGGCUCCCCACCGUCCGAGGGUGUACAGAACAAUUUGGAUGUGGAGACGAACCGCAACUCGUCGUCGUUGGCUUCUCUGGUCGAAGCGACUACACUGGCGCAAGGGUCAUUGGCCGAGCAGGCCGCUGAUGGAGGCAACUACAGCGGCAUUUACAACAUUCCAACCAUGCUCGCACCUCAGCAAGACGUGAUCCCCGAGGAGAGCUACGAUGAGGGAUUCAACUAUGAGGAGCGCCGUAUCUCGGACGGAUUCGGUGGCUUCACGAUCGAACGGCGACCAGUCGUCAAGAGCCAGUCUCAUGAUAUUCUCUCCAACUCAAAAAGUCUCGCAUCACCGGCGACACCCGCUACGCAGGCCAACUCAGACCCUGGUAUGGACGAUGCGCCCAGGAAUUGGUCCGAGGGUCCAAACCAAGAGGCCUUUGUCAAUGCCGAUCUCAUCGAUGACGUCGCUGCCCAGGCUCGCAAUGCCACCCGUGCUCUCAAGGGGCCUGAGGGCAGUGUUGGCAGCGGCAAGCCGAUGAUGCCCCGCUCAAAAUCCUUCAGUGGCAAGUCAAAGAAGAAGCUCACCAAGUACGUCUCCCGGCCGCAGCUGCUGUCGACAUCACAGCGCAUGGAUCAUGCCCGUAACGUUCCAAAGGUCGAUUCAACGCUUUCGAGGAAGCAAGGCGCUAAGGAGAUGGAUGCGUUUAUUAUGCAGCAACAGCAGCAGCGUCUUCAGGAGCGGCAGGCCCCCUCACGUUCCGGCUCCAAGUCGCCAGGUAGCACCCUAGCGUUUCCGACAGACUAUAAGAGUGAGACGAAGCCGGUCAACAAGGCUCCAAUGACGCAUCGCCGUCGUUCGAGCUCCUUUGGUCACGAGGGCCAGCUCGAAGCGUGGGACGAUGUGGUGGCCAGUGGCGGCGCGGGACCUCGCACACCCAACUACGAUCGGGUUGCAGACAUGCAGAGCCCUGCGACGGGAGGCCAGGUGUCGAGGUCAGCGUCGUUACAGUCACCGCGCAAUGCACCGGACACGCCUCGAAGCGACAAGUCGGUCGGUAGCAUCGGCCGCUUCAUGUCGAGAAUGAGGUCCAAGAAGCACUCGGACCUCAGUACAAACGAUGGCACAGUCGAUCCAUUCCCCACGACCGUGGCCGCUGCACGAUCGUCGCCAGCCCUGUCGCAACCGAGCAAAUCGCCGCGGAUCGAAGGUGGCUCCACUGCGACGGCGACAUCGCCUCCACACGCUCCUCUGCGAAAGCUCUCGUCAGGCGCUUCACGGACACAGUUGCCCCGCUCCGACUCGGGAGCGACUCCGCUGUCCAACAUAUUUGCCCAGGACGUCAUGCCGCCGCCGAGAAAGUCUUCCACCUCAAAGAACACAACAGCAGCGACGAAAGCGCCAGAGCCUAGUGGUCUUGGCUCACCAGCUCUUAUUCAGGAUGGCUGGGCCUCACAAGCGCCUACCUCUGCCUUGAGCGCACCCAAGGAUCAGCAGACAUCCCUUGCUGCCACGGAAAGGGGGCCAUCCCCGCGCCCCAAUGCUGAGACCCUACGCGCGCGAGAGGAGGAGAGGAAAUCGUUGAGAAACACCAUCGUCCGACGGACGAUCAUCGUUCCCACAUUGGACAUCAACGAUGAGCGCCGUAGGUCAGUCAUGUCGACGACUUCGUCGAAGCGCAAGUCGCGCAAAAUUGUCUCCCAGGAGCCCGAGCCCAAGCUACCCGCGCGUGCCUCUCAGCAUGUGGUUCAGGCAGGCAGCAAUCCCCACACUCGCACCAAUUCCGUCUCCUCCUCUAGUGGUCGCAGAUCGAUUCAGGACCGGCCAGCUACUCCUCCGGGACGCGAUGGUGUCAGUGGAGUGCACCGACGCAAACUCUCGCAGGAUGUUCCUGCGGACAAGCCGGUGCCUCCCAUUCCUCGGCUCGGACAGACGCCUUCGCAGCUCAAGCCUCCCUCCUCGCCACAUGCGGACGCGAAUCGGCAAAGCCGUGCGCAGAGUUCGUACGCCGGCAGUCUCUACGACAUGUACAUCGAUGGUGAGGACGAGGCAAGACCGAGCAUUGAUGCACAGGGAUCCAGGCAAGGUGGUAUGUUGUCGCCAAGCUCUGGCGGCGGGGAUGGCGGUGCCAGCGGCCCGAGGAACCACAUCGAGGUGACCGAACGAGCCGAUGGAAGCAUCGUCUGGCAAGUCAUCGCCGGCCUGGCCGACCGGUCGAGCAUGUACACGCGCAGCUCGAUCGGCCUGGGACCUGGACACAGUCGAACGCCGAGCGAGGCGAGCAACUUCUCGUGGCGACCCAACGUCCGAGACAGCAGCGGUGCAGCUACUCCUCUGCGUGACUCAAUGAUCGAUGCUACUACAGCCACGCCCAAUCGCGGAUUCGCCAACGAGGAUGGACGAAGCCUGUUUGCAAAGACAAAGGGUAAGCAUCGAAAGAGCUUCUCCUACGAUGGGAAUGCGCCGCCGCCCAUGCCUGGCUUGCCCGAGACGUCGCCCUUGGUGGCUCAAGGCCCCGAGGAAUCGGGGAGCCUUCAGCAGCAGCAGCAGCAGCAGCAGCAGCGACGGCAGCAACAAGGAAGCUCGUCUGACGUUGUCGAAGACGACGAUGCCGACGACGAGCGCUCCCUUGACGACACCGACAUGCCCCCUUUGCCCGCCGGAAUGGGCUCCCACAAUCCCAAUGAGGGUCACACCCGGACAUCGUCUUCGCAGCAGCAGCAGAUUGGCUUUGAAAUGGCCACUCCCACGGGCGAUGCGGCCACUAGGAUCGUCUACACGUCAGACGCUGAUCUGGCUGCGAUGCUGGAGCUCUUGGCGGGACCGGACAAAUCAAGCGCAAAGUUCGAGUUCCAACGUGCGGACUCUUCCGGACCGAUUAACUCAAGCGAAUUGGACGAGUCGCAACAACAGCAGCGUCAGCAACUCUUGCAGCAACCUUCUUCGCAGAACAAAGCAAGGCCGACGAGUAUCUCGACAACGGGUGAGGCAAGCAUGGACUCUCAGACGCAGGACGUUCGCAAGCACCGGCAAAAGGUCGAGGCGGAAAUCUAUUCUCUGCUGCAGCGGGACGGCCAUACACAUGAUCAGGCUUUCUUGGCCGCUCAACAGCAUGCUGCCUCGGUUGUGCCACUCCAGUAAAUAUAGCCCUGAACCUUCCAUCUCAUUCAUACACAAGUCCCAUCUUCCGCUUUAUCUCCUCCGACGCGCUCCUCUGUAUCAUAGCUAUCCGACCGUCCGAAUGAUGAACUAUUGAUGUUGACGCC